AUGAUUAUUAUUUUUACCAGGUAUUUAUCAACUGGAGCUUCUUUCAAUCAAUUACAUUUGGAUUUCUUUGUUGGAAAAAGCACGAUUCGUGUGAUAAUAAAGGAAACUUUAUUGGUAUUAUGGACAAAAUUACAACCCUUAGAGAUGCCUAUACCAACAAAGGAAAUAUGGUUGAACACUGCGGAAGGUUUUUAUAACACUGCCAACUUUCCAAACUGCUUAGGAGCAGUGGACGGAAAGCACAUCCGUAUAAUAAGUCCACAACAUAGUGGAACAGACUUUUUUAAUUAUAAAAAAUUCUUUUCUAUCGUUCUUAUGGCGUUAGUUGAUUCCAAUUAUUGUUUCCUGACAGUGGAUGUAGGUGCAUAUGGUCGAGAAGGAGAUAGUCAUAUAUUUAAACGAUCUGCCCUAGGAAAACAACUAUACGAAAAUAAAUUGAAUGUACCCGGAGUUAGAAAACUUCCAAAUGAUGACAACGGUCAAGAACAACCUUUCGUAAUUGUUGGUGACGAAGCGUUUGGGUUACACCAAAACUUAUUGAGGCCAUAUCCUAGGAAAAAUUUUGAUGUUCAGAAAAAAGUUUUUAAUAUGCGGUUAUCGAGAGCUAGGCGUUUUGUAGAAUGCGCAUUUGGGAUACUAUCCAAUAAAUGGAGAGUGUUUCAUACCCCUUUGCUUGUGGAACCUGAUUUUGCCGAAAUAAUUGUUAAAGGUGCUUGUGUCUUACAUAAUUUUGUACGAAGACGUGACGGAAUCAAUUAUGAAGAAACAUUUUGUUGUGAAUUGGAUCCAAUAGACAUCAUAUUUCGAGGGUCAUCAGGUACACAUGCUAAGGACGUUAGAGAAUAUUAUGCUAAAUAUUUUAAUAGCCCAGAAGGCAAGUUGGAGUGGCAAUAUUUUAAAAUUUAA
Molecule: messenger RNA, 906 nt
Organism: Myzus persicae (green peach aphid)
Lineage: Eukaryota; Metazoa; Arthropoda; Insecta; Hemiptera; Aphididae
Product: protein ANTAGONIST OF LIKE HETEROCHROMATIN PROTEIN 1-like
Exons: 1
Coding region: 1-906 (301 amino acids)
Source: RefSeq, a predicted model, not a curated record